This is a messenger RNA of Staurois parvus, 360 nucleotides long. Lineage: Eukaryota; Metazoa; Chordata; Amphibia; Anura; Ranidae. The record is from the annotation of a GenBank genome assembly.
AAGCAGACUGAUUCUACAAACAUUUGUGAAAGAAUGGGUCGUUCUCAAGAGCUCAGUGAAUUCAAGCGUGGUACUGUGAUAGGUUGCCACCUGUGCAAUAAGUCCAUCCGUGAAAUUUCCUUGCUACUAAAUAUUCCACGGUCAACUGUUAGUGGUAUUAUAAGAAAGUGGAAGCAACUGGGAACAACAGCAACUCAGCCACAAAGUGAGAAGGGCCAGGGCAUGCUGAAGCGCACAGUGCGCAGAAGUCACCAACUGUCUGCAGAGUCAAUAGCUAAAGACCUUAAAACUUCAUGUGGCCUUCAGAUUAGCACAACAGCAAUGCAUAGAGAGCUUCAUGGAAUGGGUUUCCAUGGCCAA